UUACCGUCCUGUGGGCGUCAGGGCCAUCUUGGUUUGUUUAUUUAUGUUUUCUUUUGGACUCAAUUAGGACAAAAAUCAAUUCAAAACUUCAAAAAAACAUUCCGUGGCAUACAAUCUCUCAUAUUUUCGAGUAAGUUAGCGUUUAGUGCUUCAAAAAAGUGUCAAAAAAUGCUGUGAAUGCAAACACCCCCACUCCAGAUGCAAAUUGACGUUUGUAAUGGCUGACAUAUUCACGAAAGUCAGCUGUACCUAUUGCCAGGAAGAGAUAAACGGGGUUCGAGUGCAAUGCUGUGUGUGUCCUGAAUUCGAUACUUGUCUGCAGUGUUUUGCUGUUGGGGCAGAAAUUGGGCCACAUAAAAAUGACCACUCAUAUAAAUUUGUUGAUCAUUGUGCUGCAAGUAUUUUCGGUGGUAAAGGAGCUUGGACAGGGAGGGAAGAAUUAUUAUUAUUAGAUGCUGUAGAAUUGUAUGGGUUUGGUAAUUGGGAUUUAGUAAGCAACCAUGUCGAAACAAGAACUACAGAGGAAGUAAGAGAUGAAUACAUCUCUCGCUACUUGGAAGGCAACAUCGGUAAAGCAACAUGGGCUGAAUUGGAAAACCACAGGCCAAUUCUCUACGAUCAUGUACCUGAAGACAGUGGGCCUCUGUCCCCUGUUGCCACAUCUCGAUUACCACCUCUCGAGGUCACCCCUGAAGAAGCCAGAUUGUUAGGUUAUAAACCACAUCGGGAUGACUAUGAAAGGGAAUACAACAUGGAGGCCGAGCAGCUUGUUUCGAAGCUGCAGCUAGAUACGAACGAAGAUACUGACUUGGAAGUUGCUUUGAAGCUUUCAAUGGUGGAUAUUUAUACCAGAAGACUGAGGGAGAGGGCGAGACGAAAAAGGAUUGUCAGAGAUUAUCAGUUGGUAUCAAAGUUUUUUGCCAAUUUGAGAAAGGAUCCACCUAAAAGGCCUUUAACCAAAGAGCAAAGAGAUUUGAGGGAAAAAACGCGCGUUUUCGCGCAAUUUCUGACUUCCGGCGAGCACGACCGAGUGAUAGCGAGCAUAGAACGCGAAAGGGAGCUGCGUCAUCGAUUGAGCGAACUGUUGCGGUACAGAUCCUUGGGGCUCACCACUCAAGAGGAAAUAAUUCACUAUGAGCAGCAUGCGGCCUUUCAGAGGCAGCAGCAGGUGCGGCAAAGCAAAUCUGGCAGCAGUGGCUAUGUAAUGUCAAUGCCUCAGGACUCCCCAACAGAAAACGGAAACGGCGAAAGCGACCAAAAUUCCACCGAAAGAAGGUACACGUGGCACACAGAAGACGCAUGCGCGAGCAGCUUAUCAACGCACAGCAGCUCGAGCCGGAAGCCUGACAACGUCGCAACCCCCCCAACAACAAUGGCAACACCGCGUCCGCCGCCGAACGCGCAGCCGGCGGAAAAUUUGCUCUCGCAAAACGAGAUACAAUUUUGCACAACUUUAAACAUUCAACCAAUUCAUUACAACACCUUGAAAUCUCUCAUUAUUCAGGAAAACUUGAUGAACCCUUUGAAGCACCAAAUAGACGAAACAAAAGAAGCGACAGUCAAAGAUGCAGUUACCCAAUAUUUAAGUUUUUGUGGUUGGUUGCCUGGUUAACAUGGCCGAUUGUAUUAUAGCGAAUUUAUUUAAUUAAAUUGUUUAUAUUAAACGUAGGAAUUUGAAAAAUUGUUGUUGCGGCGUUGCGAGAUUGUGCAAGAUGGUAUUUCUACAAAUUUUACACACAAAUUAUGUUUUUUGAUUGCAUUUUUUAUUUUUUAAGGAUACCAUUAUGUUAAAGACUGUUUGUAUAGUAUUAAUUUUUAAGUGGAAUAAAAUGAUGAUAAUGACUGAA
Brassicogethes aeneus is the source of this 1847-nucleotide messenger RNA. Lineage: Eukaryota; Metazoa; Arthropoda; Insecta; Coleoptera; Nitidulidae. The record is from the annotation of a GenBank genome assembly.